ACGAAUCCAACAAGAGCUUGAGAAAACUAAAGGGCAAAGGCCUUCCCUCUUCCCCUCUGCGUUAAUAAGGGUUUCUCUUCCCCUCGUCUUCCUCACAUUCUCUGGGCAUAAAGUUCUAACUCGACUGUUAAAGGGCAGGGGCUCCAAUUUGUAUUUCUUCAGUUGUGCUUGCACUCGUGGUUAUUUUUUGAUUUCAGUAAUUGGUUUGAAUUUGGAAGAUGGGUGAGGGUGGAAAGCGCUCUAGACUGUAUAGAGAUAAUGACGGAGACAACAAAAACCAAAGGAGGCGGUUGAGUGAUAAAGAUGAGAAGGGUUCUGAUGAACUGGUUGUUUAUAGAAUACUAUGUCCGGAUGGGGUUAUUGGAAGUGUUAUUGGUAAAAGUGGAAAAGUCAUAAAUUCCAUUAGACAAGAGACAAGGGCAAAAGUUAAAGUGGUUGACCCCUUUCCUGGUGCAAAAGAUAGGGUCAUAACAAUCUACUGCUAUCUCAAGGAGAAGAAGGAAGUGGAGGUGGAUGAUGAACUAAGUUAUAAAGUACCAUUAUGUGCUGCUCAGGAUGCUCUUCUCAAAGUUCAUGCUGCAAUUGCAAAUUCUUUGGCUUCGGUGGGGGAUGCAGAUAAGAAACGUAAAGAUAAUGAAAAGGAGGAAUGCCAACUUCUGGUGCCCUCCAGUCAAUCUGCUAAUAUUAUAGGUAAGGCUGGGGCAACUAUUAAGAAACUGAGGGGUAAGACAAGAACAAACAUUAAGGUCACUCCCAAGGAUUCCAAUGAUCCAACUCAUUCAUGUGCUAUGGAGUUUGACAACUUUGUUCUGAUUUCUGGUGAUCCAGAAGCUGUUCGGAAAGCACUUUUUGCAAUUUCUACUAUCAUGUACAAGUUCACUCCUAGGGAAGAAAUUUCUCUUGAGACAACUGUCUCAGAAGUUCCUCCAAGCAUCAUUAUCCCAUCAGAUGUCCCUAUCUAUCCACCAGGUGGCUUAUAUCCUAAUUCAGAUCCAAUUAUCCCUUCAAGAUCAGUUCCACCAAUCUUUGGUGCUACACAUGUACCAGAUCUUCAGGGCUAUGUAGAUGCUGGGAGUACAUGGCCUGUUUAUUCAUCUGCUCUUCCUGUCAUGUCUGGUCUUGGUGGUGGCAGUUCACGAUCUGAAGAAUUGGUCAUCCGAGUAUUAUGCCCAUUUGACAAGAUUGGGCGUGUCAUUGGCAAGGGAGGGGGUACUAUUAAAAGCAUAAGGCAAGAGAGUGGUGCUAAUAUUGAGGUUGAUGACACCAAGGCCAACCGUGAUGAGUGUAUUAUCACUAUAACAGCAACAGAGUCACCUGAUGAUUUGAAAUCCAUGGCUGUUGAAGCUGUUUUAUUGUUGCAAGGGAAGAUUAAUGACGAAGAUGAUGGAACUGUUACCAUGCGACUGCUUGUUCCCUCUAAGGUUAUUGGUUGUAUAAUAGGAAAAUCUGGUUCAAUUAUAAAUGAAAUUCGGAAGACAACUAAAGCUGAUGUCCGUAUAUCAAAAGGGGAGAAGCCCAAGUGUGCUGAUGCAAAUGAUGAGCUUGUUGAGGUUGUUGGAGAAGUUGGCAAUGUUAGAGAUGCACUUAUACAAAUUGUGUUAAGGCUCCGAGAUGAUGUUUUGAAAGAUAGGGAUGGUGGUUAUAAACCUUCUGUAGGCGCUGAAUCUUUGUACUCUGGUGGUGCUGCCCUUCCAGUGCCAUCACUCUUGCCUUCUGUUCCUGCAGUUGCUCCUUUGGGUUAUGACCAAAUAGCUGAAAGUGGAAAUAAUCUGGGUGUACUUUCUUCAAGUGGCCUCUAUGGCUUUGGUGCUCUCCCAAUCGGAGAAAGUGGUUAUGGGUCCUCCUGCUCAUCAAACUUCUAUGGAGGGUUGCCCUCACCUUCAACUCUUGAGAUAUUGAUCCCUGCUAAUGCAGUUGGUAGAGUUAUAGGCAAAGGAGGGGCAAAUUUAUCCAACAUAAGGAAGAUAUCAGGGGCAAUGAUAGAGAUUUCUGAAUCUAAAUCCUCUCGAGGUGAUCGUAUUGCUCUUGUAACUGGUACUCCUCAGCAAAAACAUGAAGCAGAAAACUUGCUUCGGGCAUUUAUAUUGGCCACCUGAGCUCUGAGGCCAUUUUUUAAGUUGAAGGUGAAUAGUUAAAAUUUGGAAUUUUCCCGUCAAAUGUGUCUUCUCCAUAGUUCCUUUAGGUUUGAUUUAUGGAGAUGGCUUCAUGUUCUAGACUUCUUUGGCUGGGUUCUUUCUAUUUCUUCCAUAACAGUACCUUUCAAGAUCUUGUCAGAAGAUCUGCUGCUGCUUAAACAUUCUUGGAGUUAGAUUCCAUCUUUGUUGCUUAAGCUACUCUUCAUCUGUGAUAUCUUAGAACUCUUUUAGGAUCUUUCUUUCCUUGCGUAGUGUCAUAUGGGUUCAUAUCUUUUCCUAGUAUGGCGUCCUUAUUUCCAAUAUUGUUAUACUUAAAAUUUGGUUGUUUGCACCAGGAAAUAUUUCCAAUCUCCGUAAGUGAUUAACUCAUAUUGUGUAUGUGAUAUUUUUCUACCAUUCAUCCUUUUGCUCUCUGCUCCCCUCUAGAAGGAUCUCUCCAUUGAUGGUGCAAAGCGCAAUGCAGUUGGUGAUUGUUCCUCUUCAUUGGUGUUCCCCUUGCUCACCUUUGCAGGGCUUAUUUGAGGGAAAAAGGAAAACAUCCACCAAAAUUAAAUAUACUAUUCUCAAUUCUAUAAUGCACUUAGAAUCUCCUUUUUUGUUCUUAAACUCGUGCUAUGUUUCUGGAUUUAUGAUAGAUCAUUGUGAAAGCUGAUAAGAUUGCUGUAUCUUAUCACCAACUGCCAUUUGAUUUCAUUGCUUCCUCAAUGCCUUUGCUAAAAUUUAUUUCUCUAAUAUAUCCCAUCCAGUCCUAUACCAUAUUCACCACUCCUAUCUAGAAAUAUUUUCCUUUU
Rubroshorea leprosula is the source of this 2926-nucleotide messenger RNA. NCBI's taxonomy places the organism in Eukaryota, Viridiplantae, Streptophyta, Magnoliopsida, Malvales, Dipterocarpaceae. The record is from the annotation of a GenBank genome assembly.